Messenger RNA from Neospora caninum, 2325 nucleotides. RefSeq lists its product as hypothetical. The coding region runs from base 1 to 2325 and encodes 774 amino acids. Gene Ontology annotation, molecular function: RNA binding. NCBI's taxonomy places the organism in Eukaryota, Apicomplexa, Conoidasida, Eucoccidiorida, Sarcocystidae. The record is from RefSeq and is a predicted model, not a curated record. The transcript is spliced from 4 exons. Gene Ontology annotation, biological process: mitochondrial RNA processing; regulation of mitochondrial mRNA stability. Gene Ontology annotation, cellular component: mitochondrial matrix; ribonucleoprotein granule.
AUGCUGGGACCGUUCGCGCUAACGAGAUCCAUCCUCAAGGCUUUCCGGGAAGACAAACGAGACGUGACUCUCUGGCGCCGAUUCGCGAGCCGCGCUCGGGUCCUUCUGCCGUCGCUCCCUCCGUCUUCACUCGUUCCGGUUUUGGGCACCUUCGCAACGUUGGGUUACCGGGAUCGAGAGCUUCUGGUGGGGGCCGCCGAGGCGCUUAUUCCGCAACUUUCCCUCUGCACAGGGAAGGAAGUGUGCCGGGUGACUCACCAUUUCGCCCAACUUUUGACUCGACACGAUCUUCUCUUUUCUGUGUGUGCUCGCGAACUGGCACGACGCGCUCACGAGCUUCGUCCGAACGAAGUUGCCCGGGUCCUUCAUUCCUAUGCCCGUCUGGGCUACUUCCAUCCGCAUCUCUUUGCUGUCCUCCGUCGCCGGGUUUUCGAAAUAUCGAAACGUCUCGAGCCUGGAGCGCUUGUCUUGGUUCUAUCUGCGGCUGGGAGACUGAGACUUCGGGAUGAAAAGCUGAUGGCGGUCUUGGCAGCAGAAAUCUGCCGACGUAUCGCUGAUGUAAAUGUGAAAGGGCUCGCUGUUGUUGCGAAUGUGUACGCGGAAAUGGGCGUGGAGAAUUCGUUCCUGUUGGAAAUCUUGGCGGACGAGGCAUUCCGGAAGCGUCACGAAAGACGGCCGCAGGAUGCGGCGCUCCUUCUGCGGGCUUUAGGAAGACUGGGGCGGGGUUGCUUGGCCAGCAAGAGGCAGAGAGCUCUUGUUGACGACUUAACGUGGGAUCUGCCGAGACACAUCAAGAAGUUUUCUCUGGAGCAGGUUUCCAUGACUGUUGCGGCUCUGUCGCGUCUUUGGGGAGACGCUGCGCCGGCAACCACGCCGGUGCUGGGGAACGAACAGGCCAGUCGCACAGACCUGUUGGAAGCCCUGGGUGACCGGGUGGGGGAGUUGGCUACCGACCUGACUCCGCAGAGUGCGGCCGCUCUCAUAUUUGCCUAUGCAAAGCUUGGGUACCGCCACGGUCCCCUUCUCUACCAUAUUCCGGAGCAUGUGGAACGCUUCCUUCCGGGGUAUAGUAUUGAUCAGCUGGCGAAGGUGUGCUUCGCGUACUCCAAACUGCAGGUGCCUAACGCUCCCGUUUUGCACCUGACUCUCCAGCGUCUUCCAGAACUUCUUCGGGGAGGAUGCGAAAAGCGAGACAAAUCAGGAAAAAAAGACCACACCGGAUGCGAGACCGAGCAGCCGCUACCUAUGCCUGCAAAUGUUGGUGCGCUCGACCAACAGCCACCAAGAGCGAAGUGCGACGAAAGGGGGAAGCAGCAGACCCCCAGCGAGCCGUCAGUCUGUAACCUGGACGACACGGAAACGUGUAGACCGGGAGCAAACGGGGGUCAGACGGGCGGGCAUGUGUUCGAGCCUGGCCAUACACAGGGUCCGAGGCGGAAGAGUCAGUCGCGUCUUGUCCGGCUCUAUGCAGGGGAUAUCUCGGGUUCUGCUUCACCUUCCGCCCCUGCAUCCGCCUCAACUGCACUUCACAGAAAUGGAGGCCACGCCGGCAGACCAGCGGAUCCUGGGCAAGCACCAGCAUCAGAGACUGGCGACGUCGACGCGGAGACGAGGUUGCCAGGUGGUUUAUCACUCUCCUUUAGUAAAGCCUUGUUCAAGGUUGGCCCAGAUGGAAUGCCCGAACAAACAGCGCUCACACUUAUCGGAGACCACUUGGCUGAUCGAGCGGGAGAAAUGCCAGCUUUUUCUGUUGUUACGGUCGUCGACCUCUUCGCUUCCAUCGGUUUCCUACAUCGGCCUCUCAUGGAGAAAGUUCGACUGGAGCUUCGGGACCCGCGCGAGGAAGUCAGUUUCACCCAAGACCAACUACGUUGCCUGUUUGACGCCCUCCAUCAUCGACUGCAGCUUUCGCCUUCCGAGUUUGGCGUGUGGCGUGUGCCACGCUCUGCCGUGACGGUGGAGGCUCCGGUAUCGUCGAAGAUGGAAAUACUCACGUCGGCGCUGCUGCGCGCCUCCGCUCAUCUUGAUACAAGUGGCAGCUGUAGCAUGACAUACGCACUGGCUGAGCGUCCUGCAAGCGGUCAGGAAAGCCCGACGGACCCGCUGGAACACGAACGACCAGCAACACACGAUUCAGGACUUGACACCUGGUUCUACUUGCACGUCCCAGCAUAUUUGGAAAAGCUUCUUCAGCCAGAAGUUCAACAAGCGAUAGCUUCCGUUGCUGAAGACUCUGAAGCACUCGAAGCGGAACUCAGGUCGUUUGACUUCCCUGUUGCACACACUAGAGAGUUCAGUGGCGACCCAACGCUACAUCCGGUAUAG